Molecule: messenger RNA, 2656 nt
Organism: Lottia gigantea (owl limpet)
Lineage: Eukaryota; Metazoa; Mollusca; Gastropoda; Lottiidae
Exons: 11
Coding region: 1-2475 (824 amino acids)
Cellular component (GO): extracellular region
Molecular function (GO): chitin binding
Source: RefSeq, a predicted model, not a curated record
AUGUCAAGAUAUUAUAAACUUCAUCUUCACAAUGUCAAGCUAUUACAAACUUCAUCUUCACCAUAUCAACAUAUUACUAACUUCAUCUUUACAAUGUCAAGCUAUUACAAACUUCCUCUUCACAAUGUCAAGCUAUUACAAACUUCAUCUUCACAAUGUCAAGAUAUUACAAACUUCAUCUUCACAAUGUCAAGAUAUUACAAACUUCAUCUUCACAAUGUCAAGCUAUUAAAAACUUCAUCUUCACCAUAUCAAGAUAUUACUAACUUCAUCUUCACAAUGUCAAGCUAUUACAAACUUCAUUUUUACAAUGUCAAGCUAUUACGAACUUCAUUUUUACAAUGUCAAGCUAUUACGAACUUCAUCUUCACAAUGUCAAGCUAUUACAAACGUCAUCUUCACAAUGUCAAGCUAUUACAAACUUCAUCUUUACAAUGUCAAGCUAUUACAAACUGCAUCUUAACAAUGUCUAGAUAUUACAAACUUCAUCUUCACAAUGUCAAGCUAUUACAAACUUCAUCUUCACAAUGUCAAGAUAUUAUAAACUCCAUCUUCACAAUGUCAAGCUAUUACAAACUUCAUCUUCACAAUGUCAAUAUAUUACAAACUUCAUCUUCACAGUGUCAAGCUAUUACAAACUUUAUCUAUUGGCUCUUAUUGUAUAAAACUAGUAGCUGUCAACACCAGACUUCAGACGAAAGAGAAACCGGUCUCCUAUUGAUACUACAAGUCAAUAUUCGGCUGUAUAUAUCGUAUUGUGUAGUCAAUAUUCGACUCUAUGUAUCGUAUUUUGUUGACAACAUUCGACUCUUUAUGUAUCGUAUUUUGCUGACUCAAUGUAUAGAAAACAUAGGCUGGGGGCAUUAUCCAUUAGGGAUUGUGUCGACAUUGAGACUCCGAACACUCAAUAUGAGAUUUUUCUUCAGCCUGAGUCUUGCCAUCGUGGCAUUCCUUGCCCAUUAUAACAACGCUGCUUUACGAGCUGCAAAUCCAUCCCGAAAUGGUGAAAUCCCGAUCUUCGAAGCCAACCAACUGAAAGCUGUAGCAACUGUUUACACAAUUGGUGUACAGAAGCUCAGUGGUGUCGAUUACAACGUAAACGAACUGCAACAGAUUUCUACUUCCGGUAACCAAGUCGAUAUUCCAGCUAACAAUAACGUCAACCAACAAGUCACCGUCCUACUCAACGAAUUUGACAAAAUUGCAAAUCUGGGUUGUGGCGGUUCAGUUGUUACAGGACCAUCAGUAUCAAACUCAGUCUGUGACGAAUGCGCUGCCGAAAAUGGUGUUGGAUACGUUACAUACAGAAACUCCGCCGGAGUCGUUGACGGAAGAUAUUUUAUCCAGUGUAAGCGUGAAGAUUUUGGAAAUGGUUUCAUUGCCAAUGUUUUAAGAUGUCCCGACAGUUUGUUUUGGCACGACGACUUGAAAAACUGCGUUGGUUUGAUUUCGUCUGAUAACUACGAAGGCCAAUGUGACUCCGGAACUUAUGUUUUCGCCUCUGUAUCCUGCGGAGCUUAUUUCAACUGUACUGAUGGUCAAGUAAGAAGUCAAUGUUGCCCUGACAAUACUGGUUUUGAUCCUGUUCAGAAAAGAUGUGUAACAGACCCUACUUGCAAGUUCCAUUGCUCAGAUCCAUCUCUCUCCAGAGCUGCCAACUGUGACAAAGAACCCGUUAUUAUGCAGACUGGACAAGUGAACCCAUGUAAAUUCAAGUGGAUCGUGUCACCAAGUGUUUCCUAUGAAAUGCCCUGUGCUGUUGGCACCAACUUCAACCAGACUGCUUGUUCCUGUACCAUCCACAGUAAUGGAACCUGCCCCGGAGUUUAUAAUGAUCCAUGUGACCCGGAUGUAAACGUCAAUUUCAAUAACAACAAAGUCGUGGAUACCAGAGGAAGUACCGUCGUCAACAAGGGAGGUGCUGCUGUAAACAACGGAAUAGCUACCUUCAAUGGUCAAAACCGACAGAGAGUUCAAUUCAUGCGUUAUACCAACAACGACUUCACCUUACCUUUAGCCAUCAAAAUCAAAUACCGAGACACCGAAAGUAAACAAAAUAUGGCUUUGGUAGCCACUGGUGACUGUUUAAGCAAACCCGGUCUGUAUGUUUUGGUUGGAAACAGUCAAGUCACCCUUGGUUUACACACAGAAUCACAGGGAUACAGUACUAAAUAUGAAACUUCCACCAACGCACCAGGACUUAACCAAUGGAAAGAAGUUGUAUUCCAUUUUGACGGUAGCGUCUUACAGGGUGAAGUUAGAACUUUGGACAGCAAUGGAAAUAGUAUAGUAAACCGAUCACCAAUCCCACCACGAACAGUUUCAUCCGGUGCUGGAGUCAGAAUUUUGGAAACAGAAGGUGCUAUGGUUCUUGGUUAUGCUCAUGAUAGUGGUUAUCCAGGAUUCGUCGGUGACGUCGAUGAAUUCACCGUAUGGAGAGGAUGCAAAGCCAAAGCUUCACCAAGUGAAUAUUAAACCCGCCAUCUUGUUUCCACUGUCCAGUAAAACAUGGCAGAUGUAACCUUGAUAACAAGAGAUAACCAGAUUUUUCAUUUUUAUUUAUUAAAUUAAAUGAUAACUCCAAUAUUUUCUUCCAUAUUUUUAUACUUUUUACGAUCAUAUUAGAAUAAAGAUUAUAUGAUAAAGAUUGCAAGUA